AAUUCGUGUUAUCCGAACCUGGCCUUCCUGGCCGUUUAGACUUCUACGUGAAAACAGCAACUCCUCCACGAAAUUAUAUAAACUCAUAGCCCUUUCGGAAUCCAAACCCUUCGUCUCCUCUCUCUCUCUUUCUUUCUGAACGGAAACAAUGGCGGAGAGAGGGCCGGCAGCAUCUUUGUGCGUUUUGCUUCUCUUGAUUGCUUGCUUUGCGGCCGAAGGCCACGGCUUGACGAAACAAACCGACGCUCUCGGCCGUCUCUACAAGGCGAAGUUGAAGAAGGAUACGGUGGUGGAUACCGGCCAUUUCGACGUGGGCCGGCAGGUGAGAGGAGUCAGGAUUCUGCCGCAGGAGGGGCUGAAAGAGAAGGACCGAAUCGAGAGGUUGCCCGGUCAGCCGCGGAAUGUCGGAUUUUCGCAGUAUGGCGGCUACGUCACGGUGAACGAGACCGCGGGUAGGGCCUUCUAUUAUUACUUCGUUGAAGCAGAAAGGGGCAAGGAGUCGAAGCCACUUCUUCUGUGGCUUAAUGGAGGGCCUGGUUGUUCUUCUCUUGCUUACGGGGCCAUGCAAGAGCUGGGGCCCUUUCGGGUGAAUAGCGACGGCAAAACACUGUACAGAAAUAGAUUUGCUUGGAACCAUGCUGCAAAUGUUCUGUUCUUGGAGUCUCCGGCCGGAGUAGGGUUUUCAUACUCGAACACAACCGCGGAUUUUGUGAACGGUGGAGACAGCAGAACAGCCUCCGACAACUACGUGUUCUUAUUGAAUUGGCUGGAAAGGUUUCCCGAGUACAAGGACCGGGAUUUUUACAUCUCCGGCGAGAGCUACGCCGGCCAUUAUGUUCCCCAGCUUGCACACACCAUUCUUCACUUCAACAAGAAAGCUAAUGCCACCCUCAUCAACCUCAAAGGCAUCAUCAUUGGGAAUGCAGUAAUCAACGAUGAGACUGAUACGAGAGGAAUGUACGAUUACUUUGCAACCCACGCUCUGAUAUCUGAUGAAACUGCACACGAGAUCCAGAAACACUGUGACUUUUCGCCGCAUGCUACCACUCAGUCUGACGAAUGCAAUGCUGCUGCUAAGCAAGCUCAAGAAAAUGUCGGCGUUAUUGACAUCUAUAACAUCUACGCCCCCUUGUGCCACUCCGCCAAUCUCACUGCGAAGCCCAAGAGGACGCCGGGAUUGAGCAUUGAUCCUUGCAGUGAUUUUUAUGUAUACUCUUACUUGAACCGGCCUGAAGUUCAAGAGGCUCUACAUGCUAAUGUAACCAAACUCAGCUAUGAUUGGGAACCAUGCAGUGAUGUCAUAAGAAAUUGGGAAGAUAGCCCAUCAACAAUCAUUCCCCUUCUUCAAGAGUUCAUGGAAAAUGGACUUCGAGUGUGGGUCUUUAGUGGUGAUACUGAUGGAAGAGUACCUGUCACCUCAACUAAAUACUCCAUUAACAAGAUGAAUCUUUCUGUGAAAACUGCAUGGCAUCCCUGGUACCUAAAAGGGGAGGUUGGUGGGUACACCCAAGUUUACAGAGGAGACCUAACAUUUGCAACAGUAAGAGGAGCAGGGCAUCAAGUCCCAAGCUACGAGCCUGCAAGAGGUCUUUCACUCAUCUACCACUUCCUUGCUGGCUUCCCCCUUCCCAAUACUCGAGCACAUAACUAAUCUAAUUCCUUUCUCUUUUUUCUCUAGUUAGUUUUGUCUUGUGCAUGCUGCAUAUUUUCUUUUCUUUUCAUUUUCUUUCUUUUUGAAAUUUUCUGUCAGGAUUUAGGUUCAAUUAGAGAUCAUCAAAUUAAGGGUGUUUUUUUUUUUUAAAGUAAGUUCAUUGUUUCUGAGCAGAAUAAUACUGUUAUCUCAGCCAUUGAUUGUUAAUAAGAAAUUUGGUUCUUCCGAUUGAA
This is a messenger RNA of Diospyros lotus (date-plum), 1884 nucleotides long. Its product is annotated as serine carboxypeptidase-like 40. NCBI's taxonomy places the organism in Eukaryota, Viridiplantae, Streptophyta, Magnoliopsida, Ericales, Ebenaceae. The coding region runs from base 149 to 1651 and encodes 500 amino acids. The record is from RefSeq and is a predicted model, not a curated record. Gene Ontology annotation, cellular component: vacuole. The transcript has 8 exons. Gene Ontology annotation, molecular function: serine-type carboxypeptidase activity. Gene Ontology annotation, biological process: proteolysis.